Oncorhynchus mykiss (rainbow trout) is the source of this 1425-nucleotide messenger RNA. It is a transcript of the gene sparc, whose product is annotated as secreted acidic cysteine rich glycoprotein. NCBI's taxonomy places the organism in Eukaryota, Metazoa, Chordata, Actinopteri, Salmoniformes, Salmonidae. Gene Ontology annotation, molecular function: collagen binding; calcium ion binding; extracellular matrix binding. The record is from RefSeq and is marked provisional. Gene Ontology annotation, biological process: anatomical structure development.
GUUAGAUAGUCUUAGUCCUCUCUGACAGCUGACUUCUCCUUUGGCUUUUCUGCUUGUUGGUGUUCUGAAGACUGAACGAUGAGGGUGUGGAUUGUCUUCCUCCUGUGCCUAGCUGGUCAGGCAUUCACCGCUUCCAUUACUGAGGAGGAGCCCAUCAUUGAUGACGUCGGUGAGGAGGCACAGCCAGAGGUGGGGGUCAACCCGGUGCAGGUAGAGACUGGAGACUUCGACGAGGCCAUCGAUGUCGAGGAGGAGGAGGAGGAGGUCACCGCUGAGAGCCCCUGCUUGAACCACCACUGCAAGAAGGGAAAGGUGUGUGAGGUGGAUGAGGAGAACACCCCCAUGUGUGUCUGCCAGGACCCAACUACCUGCCCUGGCGCCGUUGGAGAGUUUGAGCAUGUCUGCGCCACCGACAACACAACCUACGACUCUUCCUGCCACUUCUUUGCCCAGAAGUGCAGUCUGGAGGGAACCAAGAAGGGCCACAAACUGCACCUGGACUACAUCGGGCCAUGCAAAUUCAUCGAGGCCUGCAUGGAUGCUGAGCUGAAUGAGUUCCCCCUGCGUAUGAGGGACUGGCUGAAAAACGUUCUGGUCACCCUGUACGAGCGCGAUGAGGAGAACAACCUGCUGACUGAGAAGCAGAAGCUCAGAGUGAGGAAGAUCUAUGAGAAUGAGAAGAGACUGCAGGCUGGAGAGCACUCCCUGGACCUGCUGGCCCACGACUUUGAGAAGAACUACAACAUGUACAUUUUCCCCGUCCACUGGCAGUUCGGUCAGCUGGACCAGCACCCCGUCGAUGGGUUCCUGUCCCACACAGAGCUGGCCCCCCUGCGCGCCCCUCUCAUCCCCAUGGAACACUGCACCACUCGUUUCUUCGAGCAGUGUGACGCUGACAAUGACAAGUACAUCGCCCUGGAGGAGUGGGCCAACUGCUUCAGCAUCAAGGAGCAGGACGUCGACCAGGACCUUGUCAUCUAAGCUCAUCAGCUGACCUACAGUAUGAAAACGAGUCUCUAUCGGGACGAGGUGCUCACCUGAUCCCUAAAUUAGAGGAACACAGUAACGGUGCUAACUACAACUAAUUAACGACCAACCGACACCACUAAAAUUGCUGAAAAAGACAUAUGCACAGUCUGAACUAACAAAUCACAAAACGUGAUCAUGAUACAACUUUUUUUUUUUCUUGUUUUCUGCAAAUAAAGAAAAUCCUUUUUAACCAGAUAGAUUAGAGGAGGUAACAGAAAGAUGCUUUUUGGCGGGAGAAAGAUGUAAAUGGUUGUUGAAUGGGUUGUGAUAAUGGUUGUUCACAACAUGUAUAUUGUGUUCACGUGAUCAGGGCUUGGGUUUAAUAACGUCAAAUAGAACAUUCUUUGGAGGAUACAAGUUUUGUAAAAAUCUUUAAAAAAAAUAAAGUUUCUAAAU